ACAAAAACCUAACCCCCAAACAAAUCAAAUUCUUUCAUUCCCUUUCUUCUUCUUCUUCUUCCUUCCUUCCUUCCCUAACCUCUCUGCUUUCCCGUUCUGUUCGUCGUCUCCGAUUUCAAUUCCUGUGUUGCUCCGGCGACGAAGGUGGUCUUAGUUAUUAGUUUCUGCAACCGACUACCCGGAGACGAUGUCUGCUGUGGUGUGCGGAACCAAGAGAUCCUUCUUUGAAGAACUUCCCCCUUCGCCUCCCAUUUCCAAGCGCCUCCGCUGCUCCUCUUCUACUUCUCCCAUUACUUUCCCUGCGCCCUCCUCUCUUAUUGACCACCUCCACCAUUUGUUUCCUCACAUGGACCAUCAGCUUCUUGUAAGAGCCCUUGAAGAAUGUGGCAACGACUUGGAUGCUGCCAUCAAAAGUUUGAGUGACCUGUGUUUGGGGUCUGCUGUUGAGAAUCCUGUUGCUACUGCAGAACCAGAGCCAAAUUUGGAUCAAGGUUCGAUUGCUAACAAUGGAGAGGCUGCAGCUUCUGAGAAUUGUUCAGUACCGAGCAGCGUUUCUCUUGAUGGUAGAAAAUGGAUUGACUUGUUUGUUGUGGAAAUGGCGAGCGCUGUCGACGUAGCUGAUGCUAGGAGUCGUGCAGCAAGAGCAUUGGAGGCUUUAGAGAACUCAAUUAGUGCACGUGCUGGUGUUGAUGCUGCACAAAAUUUCCACAAGGAGAAUAUGCAACUGAAGGAACAAAUUGAAGUACUUCUACGAGAAAAUACGAUUCUUAAGCGAGCGGUUGCGAUUCAGCAUGAACGUCAGAAGGAAUUUGAGGGUAAAAAUAUAGAGUUGCAACAUCUUAAACAGUUGGUAUGUCAAUAUCAGGAGCAGCUCAGAACCCUAGAGAUAAACAAUUAUGCUUUGACAAUGCAUUUGAAGCAGACUGAACAAAGCAGCUCGAUUCCGGGACGCUUCCAUCCCGAUGUGUUCUAGCAAAGAGAAAUUAAUUGAUCUAAAUUAUUGGUUGCAGAAAGAAACUAGUAGAGAGCGUGAGUGAGAGGAGGAAUGGGGAGCAUAUUCAUUAGCAUAUCAGUCUCCUAUGAAUAGAGGUACUGCUAAUCAGUGUGUUUGUUUUUUUUUGUAGCUCGAGUUUCAAACUUGAAUCGUGACUGCUACUGUAGCUUUUUUGAACUUCUAUUGUUUCCCUCAUAGAUUUCAAUUAAAAGUCUUUGUUCAAUUCGAUGAU
Messenger RNA from Cucurbita moschata (crookneck pumpkin), 1226 nucleotides. RefSeq lists its product as uncharacterized. Gene Ontology annotation, molecular function: ubiquitin binding. The transcript has 5 exons. NCBI's taxonomy places the organism in Eukaryota, Viridiplantae, Streptophyta, Magnoliopsida, Cucurbitales, Cucurbitaceae. The record is from RefSeq and is a predicted model, not a curated record. Bases 188 to 973 code for a protein of 261 amino acids.